Messenger RNA from Blastocystis hominis, 858 nucleotides. RefSeq lists its product as hypothetical. Gene Ontology annotation, biological process: transmembrane transport; monoatomic ion transport. Lineage: Eukaryota; Bigyra; Opalinata; Blastocystidae. Bases 1 to 858 code for a protein of 285 amino acids. Gene Ontology annotation, molecular function: monoatomic ion transmembrane transporter activity. The record is from RefSeq and is a predicted model, not a curated record. Gene Ontology annotation, cellular component: membrane. The transcript has 5 exons.
AUGAGUGAAGAACCGGAAGUGGAGCCUACUCCUCAACAAAAGCAAGUUUCAAAGUGGGACAAGCUCAGAUCCAAUGUCCUCAAGUCGAUGCGCAUCUCCUAUAUGAAUUGGACCUAUUUGCCUCGAUGGAAUGGAGAACCUGAAACUUGGGAUCAGCGCUUAUUCCGAUACAGUCAUUUUCCGAUGGCAACUCAAGCAUUUGCCUACUUCGCUUAUCGUGCUGCCUGCCAAAACUUGUUUGGGAGAUUCUUUAUUUAUUCCACCGAUACGAGACUCCUACUGUAUGAUACCCUUUUCCGCUCUCCCCUAGAAACAAAUGCUCCUUCAAUUAGGAGAAGCAGUCGUUUUGGGCGCUGUUUCCACUCUUAUUGCCACCGUUUUCUCUUUACCUCUUAUCGUGUAACACUCAGAGAAUUCACAAAGUUCCCCAUCGCUCCUUCCGCUACUACCUCACUAGCACUUGUACGGUCGCGGGAGGGAAACACGAUCUUCUCACAGAAUGGAGUCGUUUUAGGCAAAAACAAACGCGCAGGAAUCGAAGGAACCUGCUAUGUGGCUGGUUCGCGUGCUUUAUUGUCUCUGGCUAAUGUAACGGUUCCACUUUGGUUGGUUUCGUUGUUUGAAAAGCGAAACAUGGUGUUCUUCACUCCAUUGAAAGGAAUAAUCUUCACUGAAUUUGCAGUGAUUGCUUCUUGUCUGUUAGUGCCUAUUGCUAUGGGACUUAUUAGCCCGAUUGGAAAGAUUACUAUCGAUGUGCCUGUGGUGCCUGAUGAAAAGGAAGAAGGUUCCGAGCCUAAGACUUCUCCAGAAAAAGUGUUUUAUUUUAGAGGUUACUGGCCUGUUUGUGGAGAAACAUAG